Messenger RNA from Pistacia vera, 782 nucleotides. RefSeq names its product transcription factor MYB114-like. The transcript has 4 exons. Lineage: Eukaryota; Viridiplantae; Streptophyta; Magnoliopsida; Sapindales; Anacardiaceae. The record is from RefSeq and is a predicted model, not a curated record. The coding region runs from base 10 to 684 and encodes 224 amino acids.
GGUUUUAUAAUGAACGGGUCUUUAGGAGUUCGAAAGGGUGCAUGGACAGGGGAGGAAGAUGAACUUCUUAGAAAGUAUGUUGAGAAGUAUGGGGAGAGAAAAUGGUAUCAAGUUCCUCUCAUAGCAGGUCUAAAUAGAUGCCGGAAAAGCUGUAGAUUGAGGUGGCUGAACUAUCUGAAGCCAAAUAUCAAGAGAGAAGACUUUGAAGCUGAUGAAGUUGACUUGAUUCUGAGGCUUCGUAAGCUGCUAGGCAAUAGAUGGUCUCUUAUUGCGGGCAGGCUGCCUGGAAGAACAGCUAAUCACGUGAAGAACUACUGGAACACACAUCUCCGCAAAAAGCCUGUAAAUUCCUGCAACAAAGAUGCGAAAGGAAAGGCUCAGAAGACAGAAUCAGAAUGUGUCAAAGUAAUAAAACCUCGACCUCGGCUCUUAUCUAAAAACUCACCAUUGAUGAAGAACGAAUAUUCUCUUAUUGGAAACAGCAUUCAACCCGGAUACGAUCUUUGCAAGAAGCCUUUGGAUACCCAUAACAAUAAUGAAAAUACGUUGUGGUGGGAAAGCUUGUUAAGUACAGGAAAUGAAUUUGAUGAAGUCGCAGGAACUUCCGGAAAUGAGAUGGCAGUCAACCGUACUUUUGAUGAAACCAUAGAGGACGGCUUUUGGAUUAAUGACUUGUCUCUUUAGGUUGUCAAGUAAUCUAAGAUACCAGUAAUCUUCAAAUACCAAUAGUAGUUACUAUUGGUAAUAUAAGAGACCACCACUGCCACCAAGCCACCACCACC